Lepisosteus oculatus (spotted gar) is the source of this 1362-nucleotide messenger RNA. RefSeq names its product glutamate-cysteine ligase, modifier subunit (gene gclm). Gene Ontology annotation, biological process: glutathione biosynthetic process. Gene Ontology annotation, cellular component: glutamate-cysteine ligase complex. The record is from RefSeq and is a predicted model, not a curated record. NCBI's taxonomy places the organism in Eukaryota, Metazoa, Chordata, Actinopteri, Semionotiformes, Lepisosteidae. Gene Ontology annotation, molecular function: enzyme regulator activity; glutamate-cysteine ligase catalytic subunit binding.
UAGUUACUGUGUACAGUACUGUUCUUGUCCAGCGAUCUAGUAUUUUUUUACACGGAUCCUUACAAAACCUCCUCUCCGGGAUUUCCUUCAUGCCUCACCAUUCAAGUGGGCGUGUCCAUAUCUCACCACUGCCUCUUUAUCACUGAGUGAACCUUCUCUGCAGAGCCAUUGGAAAGUUACAGUGAAAGACUCCGGUGGGGGGCUGCUGUCUGGAGUCAACUGGAGUGUUUGUUGUAGCUGUUGCUGUUCAAGUCUGGUGGUCGCCGCGCAUCUUUGUUACGCACAUGGAAAAUCAAAGUGCCAGCGCCAGAUUAAUGCUGAACCAUGCUACAACUCUGAACCUGCACACAGGGAACCUGGUGAACCGAAGCCGCCUAAAGAAGAAAUGCCCUUCUUCGCCAAGUGAGGAGCUCCAGGACUGCAUUACAGCCACCCUGAGUGAGUGGUCUUCUAAAAUUCCCUCUGCUGUGGACAAGGAAUUGCCUGACACGCUGAACUGUACAUUGACCCAACCAACAGAGGCUAUCACUCCUGAAGAAAGGGAGGAACUGAAGGUUUCAGUGAAGCUUUUUCUCAGUGGGUCAAACUGUUCCUGCAUCAGGGAUGCAGUAGAAAUGGCCUGCUCAGCCCUGGGGGUGGCCCAGCUGGACUCUGUGAUCAUUGCCCCACCUCCACUCCUGGAGGGAGACAGCCUGUCCCUGGAACACCUGCAGCCUCUCUGGGAGGAACUGGAGAGGUUAGUCCAGAGCCAGAAGAUCGCUGCCAUUGGCACCUCUGACUUGGACAAAGCUCUUCUUGAGCAGCUGUACACAUGGGCACAGGUAAAGCCCAGCAGCAAUCAGGUGAACUUGGCCUCUUGCUGUGUGAUGCCUCCAGACCUGACCGCGUUCGCAAAGGAGUGUGACAUCCAGCUACUCACCCACAAUGACCCCAAAGAGCUGAUUUCUGCCACAAGCUUCCAAGCAGCUGUGCAGGAAAGCGUGAAGGAGCUCCUGGUAGCCGACUGGUCGCUGGAGUGGGUUUUGCGCUAUUCUGUCAUCGUCAAAAGCAGAGGGAUCAUAAAAUCAAAGGGCUACCUUGUUCAGGCCAAAAGAAGCAACACUGACCACACUUCAAGCUAUAGUUCUUGAGGUGUUUCUUACAAUUAGUUAAACCAGAUUGGUAAACUUAUUUUUAAAAAGAUACCCUUUUAAAGUGGCUCUUUGCAUGUGAUUUGUUUGAUUUGGAGGCUUUUUAAGCAAAAAAAAAAAUCAAAUCAAAAGUGCCUCCACUUCGUCUCUGUACCUCUGUUUACUACUGUGCUGCUUCCACUCUGAGCUUAAAUGCUUUUGAGUAAUAAAGAUUCUAGUUGUUUGAAACCAA